AUGUUGGCUCCUAUCAUUGCGAUUAUGCUCCCACAUUUUGCCGUGGCAGCGGUCGUCUCCUUAGGCGCACUUGAGCCGAUGGUGACCCCACUUGCCCUGCUCCCGAGAGCAAUAUCAACCUUCGGCUGGUACUCUACUGGAAGUAGUGGUGGAACCAUUCUCUACAAAGCUGCCACAUUCUCUGAUGCCUCUUUCCUGACGACAUCCGGUGCCUACUUCCGCAGUUGCCCUAGCCAGGGUGCGGUAUCAUGUACGAUGUUCACGGGAUGCUCGUCUGGGUAUGCUUUGUAUCCAUCGGGGUCCGUCACCUGCGGAGCCUUUUCGAAAUGUGGUUGGGAUCUUCUAUACACUUCAUUAGGAGCCUCAAAUCCCAAGUCGGGGAUCUGGUGUGAUGCCUCUGGACAAGCCGGCGUCGUCAUCUACCAGGUUUCUCCGACAUCCAGUCACAGGGACAUCCACCCCAAGUUCAACGCCGACGCCGACUCCGUCACCCACGUCAACGACACCGAGAAGUACAACGACUUUGCCUGCAUCAAGCACGUCUACUAUCGUAAGGGUAUCGUCCACUCUUACAAGCCCCACCACGUCAUCUCAGGCAAGGAGCUCUACAGCAAGUAUGUCAGCCCCAAAGGGUUUGAGAAUCAACAUAGUUCAACUCCAUGGGCUCGCUCAUCUACGCAAGCUCUAGCAGUGGAUUUUACCUCGUUUUCUAACUCAGCUGCAGGCACUUCUUCCUCAGCAUCUCCAUCCGUCACAGCCACCCCUCAAACACCCAAGACUGGUGUUAUUGUUGGGGGAACAGUAGGUGGUAUCGCCAUCAUUGGUGUCGCUGUAGUUGCUGUCGUCUUCUUGUUCCGCCGAAGGUCUACUCAACAUUCAACCCAACCCGACACACCACUUUCUCCGUUGCCUGAAAAGCUACCUUCAAAUAACGUAGCGCCUUUUGUUUCCGUCGAGGCUGCUAAUACUCACCCUUCUUACUACUACCAGCCAGGACCUACAAGCCCGGUACCUGAGUCACCAGCGCCGCAGUAUCCGUCAGGUUCUCCAGCGCCUCAGUAUCCGUCUAGUCCAUCUGCACCUCAGUAUCCUAGCCAACCAGUCUACACUAGGGAAUUGCCAGCUGGUGCGCCAGCACCACAUUAUGCCGCGCCACCGCCUGGUAAUAUGACCGAAUUGCCUACUACACGCCCGUGA
This is a messenger RNA of Lindgomyces ingoldianus, 1197 nucleotides long. RefSeq lists its product as uncharacterized. The record is from RefSeq and is a predicted model, not a curated record. The transcript has 4 exons. Lineage: Eukaryota; Fungi; Ascomycota; Dothideomycetes; Pleosporales; Lindgomycetaceae. The coding region runs from base 1 to 1197 and encodes 398 amino acids.